Gorilla gorilla gorilla (western lowland gorilla) is the source of this 6151-nucleotide messenger RNA. RefSeq names its product deoxyribonuclease 1 (gene DNASE1). The transcript is spliced from 12 exons. Gene Ontology annotation, cellular component: nucleus. Gene Ontology annotation, biological process: DNA catabolic process. The coding region runs from base 5163 to 6011 and encodes 282 amino acids. NCBI's taxonomy places the organism in Eukaryota, Metazoa, Chordata, Mammalia, Primates, Hominidae. Gene Ontology annotation, molecular function: DNA binding; deoxyribonuclease I activity. The record is from RefSeq and is a predicted model, not a curated record.
CUCUGCGGCGCCGGGCGCGGGCCCGCGGCGGCCAGCGCUUCCGGUCGGGAGGAGGCGGGGCGAGGCGGAAGCGGCGCUUGCUUCAGGUGGAGUCUAUUAGUUGUUGAGAAAGAGGGCGAGUUUAAGGCACUGUGGCAGCUGUGAGAUAAAGUCUGGUUCCUCCCCAGCUGGCUCAGGAAAUGUUCGCGGAUACAAUGGCGGCCCCCUCUGGGCAUACCUGCCUGUGGAGCGGAGAGUGGACGGGUGACCACAAUAUGAAUGGGAACAGCAAGAUGGCAAAAGCUUGCUGAGUGGUGCAGCUCCAGCCUGGGUGGUGGCCUCCCCAGCAAGUUGCAUGUCACUAGCUUCCUGUGGCUGUCACUCCUGGGCCCAGGCACCUCCGAAGAUCAGCACCUCCUCAUGGGCUCAAGCAAGGACAGGAGCCCGUCACCCAUGAGCUCGCAAGGGCAGAGCCACUGUCCUGUCUCGAUGGCUCCACCGUGACUCCAGUGGACUUUGGACAGUGGGGAGCAGGCCCAACAGGGCCACUCGGAUGUGGUCACUCUGGGUUUGGGUGGAUCAGCACCAAGCUAGACUCAUCCCCAGCCCCCAGGUGCUGUUGCUGCUCCUGCGUGAGGCCCCAUCCACAGCUGCAGCUGUGGCGGGGUGACUAGUGGUGGCCAGCAUGGCCCUGCUGCAGCUCCACGCUGUGGGGGGCGUGGCCCUGACCAGCAGCCACCCCUCCAUGUGGGCCACAGGGGAGGAGCUUAGGAAGCCGCCUUGGCAAGGUCCCCCAGGCUCUGCGUCUGGUGUGGAAGAGCUCACGGCGAAGCACUCCUGCCCAGGACCCGAGGAGCCAGCCACCGUUCAGAAGGCCCCAGCUUGAAGGCCUGGAGAGCCGCCCAGCAGCACAACACAGGCAAGCUUGGGGAGUCAUGGGAUGUGCCUGUCGAGCACCUCUUCAACUUGGAAUCUGAUAGAACACCGCCACCCUCAUUGCCUCAUUUUUCCACGUCGACCUUCACAGUAAUUGCUUGUUCAGUGACUGCCGCAACCCAGCCUGGUAGAGAGUGGGAAGAUACCCUAUAAAGCAAGGUAAUGUUAAUGUUGAGACCAUGAAUGGCCUUGAGCAGAGCAGACUAUCACUGCUUCUUUCAAAAUUCAGGAGGAUCUGAUGGUGCUCUGUGAGUUCAUGGGGGUGCUUCCAUGCAGGCUGGAAACCACAGCUGUGCGUCCUUCCCGCUUUCCCUCUUGAUCAGUAGAAGGGUACCCUCCCUGGCCUGCACGUCGCUGGGUCACACAACACGGGCUGUGGUUGCACAAAGCCACGGCCACCAGUGUUCCUUUGAGGCCAUUUGUUUCCAGCCAUGGUGCCUAUAGGAUUUUUCGUUUAUCCUGUAAUUUCAGCCAAAUCAGAGCAUGUGACCUGGCUUAGAUGUCAAUAUAACUGUUGUUAUGUGCUCUUUUCCCUUCCUGUGUCUGUGACAGGUUUAAUUUAACCUGAGAAGGCUGCAGAUCCUCGGGGUUGGUGUAAAAACAGCUCAUCCUGAUCUGAGAAGGCAGUCAGCUUUUCUCGUCGUUGCCGUUGGCUGCCAGCACCCAUUCUCUGUGGAUGUGAAAAUCCCAGAAGGGCUGGGCUUCCUUCUUGGGCAUUCCUCAGGCCUAUCCCCAGAGUGGGGCCCAGCAUAGGAGGAUUGUACCCCAGUCACUCCCCUCAUGUGGGGCUUGGACCUACAGCUUGACAGCACCCAUGGAAUGUUGGCAGAAGCGACAGCAGCCAGCUCCGCCUUGGCCGUAGGGCGGUACGUGUUCUGCUUGUGCCCUGGGAGCCUCCACCUUCCACACUGUGGGAAGAGGGUGCCCAGGGAGCUGUAGUCUCUCCACCCCAGCCCCAGGACGAGGCCCAGGCAGCAGAGCCACCCCAGCAGACCUGGCAGUGUGAGAGAAAUGCAUGUGUAUACACUGAGUUUUCAGGUGGCUGUUACAUGGCAGCAUUGACUGACACAGACAGAAAAGAGAUCCACGAGGGAGAAGUGAGAGUGCUGGAGACUCCACAAGCCACAGGCCGCAGGGGCAGGAUGGCUUCUUAGAAGGUGAAAUGAUUCUUCUGGGAAUCUAUCAGAGGAAGACAUAGAGGCUCCAGACGGUUGAAGGCCCAAGAGUGAUCCCAGACAGGCCCCAUGUCAGACCAGGCUCCUCCAGGGCUGUGCUGCCCUCACCAAAGCCCGUCCUGAGGGCAGCCACACAGCAGGCAACACUCGCCAUUUGUACAAGCGAGGCCCAAGUUCCAGCCUUCCUUCUGGCAGGUAGAGGAAGCAGGGGCACUAUGCCUGGGAGCUCCUGAAAGCAGAUGGGGCAGCAUUUGGUCAAGAGCCAGGAGGGGAUGACAGACCAGAGGGGAACCCUUGUCCCACGUCCUGAGCACACAUAGGGGGCUGGGCACUUGCUCUGUGAGCUAUAAUUGGUGUCCCUGUGCCCCGCCGGAAGCUGUACCAGGCAGUUUCUUGGUGGAGGACACUGGCCGCCCUCUAGCCUUACUCCCUUCCCCAUGAUGGGUCGCUGUCAGAUGUGUGUCCAGGAAAGGCAAACACCAAAGGCAGAGGACUAGUCCCUACACCGAAUACUCCAGUGGCCUUGCUUGGGGGCUGGGUUUUGACGUGCUGGAGGCUGUCCUAGACUCAGAGAUUGAAAACAGGGAAGAACCAUUGCUGAAACCUUUGGAAAAGCCUGCAAUGGGGCCUCUGGCAGCCUGAGGAGUGGUGGUGUUUCCAUCUGGUAGACGCCGUCUCAAUAGGAGGGACAGAUGAGUGCACCAGUGCUGCCAGCCAGAGGCGUCUGUUGGCGUGUCUUUAUGGAAUGGGGUGCCAGUCUUGUGGAGGGUGGUUUACCUUCCUGUUUCUAGUCUCCACUGGGCCUGCCUUCUGCUUCAUGGCCAGCUGGCCAGACCUAGCACUUUCCUGACUUUCGACCUGGGCCCCUGCUGACUCUUGCUGUUGAGGCCUCCUGCAGACCCCAUUUGUAUUCAUUUCCUGCAGUUCUCAUACCUGAAUCCCACCUGGACUUCUGCCAAGCCUUCCAGGCCCUCCUCCCCCAGCGGGACCACAGAUGCUACGUGCAGGGCUGUCCUUGGAGGGCCAUCACAGCCCCUUCCAAGUGGGCAAGACCCAGGGGUGGCUCAAAAGAUAGCUGUGCCCUAGCCCUGGAACCUCUGAAUGUUGAUUUUUGUAGCAAAGAAGGACUUGCAGAUGUGAAUAAAGGCUGUUGAGAUAAGGACAUCAUCCCUGCUCUCUGGGAGGACCCCAAAUGCAGGCGCACAGAUCUUCAGAAGAAGAGGCAGAGACUGGGGUGAUGCAGCCACAACUAAGGAAGGCCAGGGAUUGCUGGCAGCCUGCAGAAACUGGAGGGCAAGGAGCAUCCCCCCGGAGCCUCCAGGAGGAGCAAGGUCCUAAUGACUCCCUGACUUUAGACGUCCAGUCUCCGGAAUUGUGAGAGGAUCCAUUUCUGUUAUUUUAAGCAGCCAAACUUGCGGUAGUUACACCAGUCUCAGGAAAUGAAUGCAAAUGGAAAGUCAAAGAUUCCAAGAAAUGAGUGGCCGGGUGCGGUGGCUCACACUUGUAAUCCCAGCAUUUGCGGGAAGAUUGCUUGGGCUCAGGACUUGGAGACCUUGUGUCUAUGAGAAACUUAAAAAAUAGGCUGGGUGCAGUGGCUCACGCCUGUAAUCCCAGCACUUUGGGAGGCUGAGGCAGGCAGAUCACAAGGUCACGAGUUUGAGACCAGUGUGACCAACAUGGUGAAACCCUGUCUCUACUAAAAAUACAAAAAUUAGCCAGGUGUGGUGGUGCACGCCUGUAAUCCCAGCUACUCAGGAGGCUGAGGCAGGAGAAUCGCUUGAAUCCAGGAAGCAGAGGUUGCAGUGAGCCGAGAUAGUAUUACUGCACUCCAGCCUGGGCAACAGAGCAAGAUUCCGCCUCAAAAAAAAAAAAAAAAAGCUGAGCAUGGUAGCAUGCACCUGUGGUCCUGGCUACGAGGGAGGAUUGCUUGAAGCCAGGAGUUCAAGACCAGUCUGGACAAAAGAGCAAGACCCCAUCUCUACCAAAAAAAUUUAAAAAUUAGCCAGGCAUGGUGCUGUACCCAUAGUCUUAGCUACUCAGGAGGCUGAGGAGGGAGGAUUAUCUGAGCCCUGGCGGUCGAGGCUAUAAUGAGCCAUGAUUGUGCCACUGCACUCCAGCCUUGGCAACACAGUGUGAGACCCUGUCUCAAAAACAAUAAAAACCCAAAACAAAAGAACCAAGAAAUUACUGGACCUGAGGCCUGGCCUUUAGCUGCUGCCCUGCCCUUGUGACUGGUCACUCGGGAUCCCCUGGGCCUAAACACACAGCCUAUUGUCCACCUCAAGAAGGCUCCCCACUGCUCGGCUGGCAGCUGGGGUGGGCUUUGCAGGCCCCACCUGUCCUGGCCCCACGGCGCUGGUGCUGCAGGCCCCCACCACUGCUUGUUCCGAGCUCCCCAGCCUCCUGCAGAGUUGCCUGCACCUGAUGGCGAUGAAUCAGGAAGGCAGGCGUGUCCUGGGCCACAGAGCAGUCAUGGCGGUCCAGCCCCCAUUUGCAACUUUGGAUGUGGCUUUGGCCUCUUACUCCAAAGUGACCUUGGGGCCCUCAGACAAGAGACAGGGAGACUGGAGCCCAGCCCCACCCUCCCGCACAUACCUGGCCCAUCCCUGCCCUAUCUUGGAAAAUGGGGGCCACCACACCUGCAGGGGACACAGGAUAGGAACCUUUGGCCUUGUUAUCAGACAUUUUAAAACUAAGUGCAAACAUGAUUAUCAGGUGCAGUUUUUACAGCAGCAACAAAUCUGUGCUUACAGAAAGAAACACAUGCCAGCAACCCACCUAUGCGGAAAGCCACACAGAGCCAUUGUUUUCUGCACCCUCAGGUGACGGCUCACAUUUGCCCCAGGGAAGGUCACAGCUGCCUGAACUUUUAAAACUCCCCGACACGCACUGCUUGCGCAGGAUCCGGAGCCCAGCAGCACUGCCAGGGCCUUGAAGUGCUUCUUCAGAGACCUUUCUUCAUAAACUACUUUUUUUUCUUUAAGCAGCAAAAGGAGAAAAUUGUCAUCAAAGGAUAUUCCAGAUUCUUGACAGCAUUCUCAUCAUCUCUGAGGACAUCACCAUCAUCUCAGGAUGAGGGGCAUGAAGCUGCUGGGGGCGCUGCUGGCACUGGCGGCCCUACUGCAGGGGGCUGUGUCCCUGAAGAUCGCAGCCUUCAACAUCCAGACAUUUGGGGAGACCAAGAUGUCCAAUGCCACCCUCGUCAGCUACAUUGUGCAGAUCCUGAGCCGCUAUGACAUCGCCCUGGUCCAGGAGGUCAGAGACAGCCACCUGACUGCCGUGGGGAAGCUGCUGGACAACCUCAAUCAGGAUGCACCAGACACCUAUCACUACGUGGUCAGUGAGCCACUGGGACGGAACAGCUAUAAGGAGCGCUACCUGUUCGUGUACAGGCCUGACCAGGUGUCUGCAGUGGACAGCUACUACUACGAUGAUGGCUGCGAGCCCUGCGGGAACGACACCUUCAGCCGAGAGCCAGCCAUUGUCAGGUUCUUCUCCCGGUUCACAGAGGUCAGGGAGUUUGCCAUUGUUCCCCUGCAUGCGGCCCCGGGGGACGCAGUAGCCGAGAUCGACGCUCUCUAUGACGUCUACUUGGAUGUCCAAGAGAAAUGGGGCUUGGAGGACGUCAUGUUGAUGGGCGACUUCAAUGCGGGCUGCAGCUAUGUGAGACCCUCCCAGUGGUCAUCCAUCCGCCUGCGGACAAGCCCCACCUUCCAGUGGCUGAUCCCUGACAGCGCUGACACCACAGCUACACCCACGCACUGUGCCUAUGACAGGAUCGUGGUUGCAGGGAUGCUGCUCCAAGGCGCCGUUGUUCCCGACUCGGCUCUUCCCUUUAACUUCCAGGCUGCCUAUGGCCUGAGUGACCAACUGGCCCAAGCCAUCAGUGACCACUACCCAGUGGAGGUGAUGCUGAAGUGAGCAGCCCCUCCCCACACCAGUUGAACUGCAGGAACAGAGGACCCAUCCUGCCACAGGACCCAGAAAAGAAGCCCCACACACUCAGGUUAAGAAAUACCUUUAAAUUUAGGUAAAUAAAGCUCAAGGAGGUGGGGCUGUCA